Plasmodium adleri (nom. inval.) is the source of this 255-nucleotide messenger RNA. Its product is annotated as conserved Plasmodium protein, unknown function. Bases 1 to 255 code for a protein of 84 amino acids. The record is from RefSeq and is a predicted model, not a curated record. Lineage: Eukaryota; Apicomplexa; Aconoidasida; Haemosporida; Plasmodiidae. The transcript is spliced from 3 exons.
AUGAAUAAUAAAUUAAGUUUUCCUUAUGAAACAUAUGAAAUAAAAAAGGUUUCUUUUGAAUUACCAAAAGAUUAUCAUCCAAAUGUAAAAUAUGGAUUUUUUAGAAAUGCCUUAUUUGGAAAGCAUACCUUUUAUUAUAUUAAGAGUAUUUUAAAAGUGUCAACCAAAGUGUGUGCUGGCUUUUUACUUUUUUAUUAUCCUUUGGACAAAUUACAUUGCAAUAUUCGUCGAUUCAAAAAUAAUCUUAAGAAAUGA